AUGUCACAAACGAAGCACAUCGUCUUCGAUAUAGUCGGCACGCUUGUGUCGCACGAGCACUUCUACACCGUCAUCGACCAACGCCUUGGGUCCAAACUCCAGCCCCACAAUAUCUCCGCACGUCUCCUUGGUUACGCAUGGCUUGAAACGGCAGAGCGUGAAUAUACAUACCUCUCGCUUUCGGGCUCUUACGUCCCAUUUGCCAAAGUUUUCGAAUCCAUCUUUUUCCGCGUCUUGCAUUUCGCCGGAGUAGCAGAACCGCGUAGUGUGGCGAGCGAAGAAGAUGUGACGUACUUUAUGCAAGAGUACAAGAAAUGUGAAGUUCGGCCUGGUGCAAAGGAGUGUGUGGACAGAAUAAAGGAGGCUGGUUGGACGGUCUGGGCAUUCACUAGCGGCGAUCGCGAAAGAGUGCUGGGAUACUUCGAGAAAGGCAACAUCAACAUCGACGGUGAUCAUGUUGUUACAUGUGACGAGAUUGGUGUAGGGAAGCCAGAAGUCCAGGCAUACGAAAAGCUAAGAGGAAAGAUUCGUGUUGAGAAUACAGCUGGGGAGCUUUGGUUUGCCGCUGCACAUGGCUGGGACGUCAGCGCAGCGGGAAGGGCUGGAUUCAAGACGGCAUAUUGCCUGGUGUUGGAAAAGGAGGCAUUAGAAGAUGUCUUCGGCAAGAUGGACAUCGUUGCUGACACAUUGCCUGCACUUGCAGAAAAGGUGACAUUACAGUAA
This is a messenger RNA of Alternaria arborescens, 723 nucleotides long. RefSeq lists its product as hypothetical. The record is from RefSeq and is a predicted model, not a curated record. The transcript has a single exon. Bases 1 to 723 code for a protein of 240 amino acids. Lineage: Eukaryota; Fungi; Ascomycota; Dothideomycetes; Pleosporales; Pleosporaceae.